CUGAAAUGUCAAAUUUCAGUUCAUUUGUCAACGUCAAAAAUGGAGGAAGAUCGUCUUUUUGAUGAAAGAGUUUCAAUUCGAGAAUCAGCUAGACCCUUAAAAAAAUAUGGGAGUACGUGCAAUCAUAUGAAGAGGAACGAAGAAUAUAUUAAGCACGUUAUGGCGAGAGGUGAUACCUUACAGGGACUUGCAUUAAAAUAUGGUGUAACAACAGAGAAGAUACGAAGAGCGAAUAGGUUAUUCGCUACGGACAGUUUAUUCUUGAGGGAGUAUUUGUUGAUCCCAGUUACCAAAGAUUCUCCAUUCUAUGAAAGUGGGGAAAGAGUGACGGAGCCAGCACCCCCGCAGCAUCGAGCGUCGAUAGCUGGCAUGCCCCGGGACUUCUCACCAGGCAGUCCUGAUGAGAAGAAGAGCUUUGACGAGUUCCUAAAUCGAGUGGACUCAUCGCUCGCAGAUAUAAAGAAACAUGUUGAGAAGUCGAAAGAAAAUAGUGAAUUCGUCCGCGACCUAGAAGACGGUUUCGUGCGGCACCGGCCCACGGCCCGCCUCCGCCAGUCAGCCUCACUAGGUGCCUCCACCUCGUACCACGAAGUGAUCCCGCCGCCGCUGCCGCCGCCGCCCGCGCCGCUCACGCAGGGCCGCCGCGUCAACUCCUCGCUGCAGCGGCUGGAGCAGACGCAUGAUGACUUGUUCCAGUUGUAGCGACCGAGCCGGCGCAGAUAUGCGCGCUUCCACUGAGCUGUGUGUGACAUGGUUCUAUCUACGCUGCGCUAUGUGACAUGGUUCUAUCGACGCUGCGACUCUGACGUCCAAUGACGAAAUCUUCGAACUUUCGAGAUCAUACGAGACAUAAAACAUAGUAUCUACGAGUGAUAAGUACUGAAUUUCUCAUAAUGUUAAAUAUCAACAUCCACUAUUCCGGUACAUGAUAAUAAUAGUCUGUAAACACACUAUUUGGCUUAUUUAGAGGAUUACAUUGUACCAAUAUACAUGAUACUACAGUAAUAGUCGGAUCACUAAAGUUGGGCCUAUAAAAUGGCGCAUAUGUAUUUGCCUCUCGCUCUUAUCAUCGAAAAUAGGGCCGUGAUUAGAUUCUCAACUCUAGUGAUUUACCAUAAUACCUAAUUUAUUAUUUAUAGAUACAUUAUCGGAAACUAAUGUAAUGCAUAGAUAACAAUUAUCUCUGUCUGUGAAAUUUGGUUCAUCAUUGAUGGGAUUUAAAUGUUGUAAAAGAAACUUUGAAUAUACGAUUAUGAAUUUAGUGAAUAUGUUCACGUGAUGAUAUCUAUAUUGUACCUACACAGUUGAUAAGAGACAUGGAUAUUUUUGAGGCAGUUCUGUAACAUAAAGUCAAACGUCGGUAUCAUACGUAUGGCACCAAAUGAAUUUUCAUAAAUGUAUACAUGGAGAAACGGUGUCGGCAAUGCUGAUGAAGUGACACUUGUACGAAUUUCUAUACAAAGAAUACUGAAUGCGAUCUGCCCGUUGUGUACAAUGCCGAAAGGCAUAAAAGCAUCCUUACCUUAUUAGUACCUUAAUGUCUGUUAUUCUUACUUACAAGUUGUAACAUUUGUGUGUGUGUUUUUUGAAAAUAUAUAACUACUAUACAGUUAUAACCGCAAUGAAAGAUUUCGAUUUUCAGCGGACUGUACUAGGGGCGCCACUUUGUUUGGAAGAAACGGAUCGAAAACUUACAUAGGUAGUUCACGCAAAACAAAAAAAUGUACUCUAGAAUGUUUCAUGUAUAUACUUUAACGUGUAUUUUUAUGUCGUAAAAGAUUGUUGUUAUUAAAACCCAUAUAUUGGUAAUCUUGUAAAAACCUACACAAAAUUAAGUAUAUUAUACUAUACAUUAAAAAUAAGUAAAAUAAAAUAGUUAACUUUAAACAUGUAUGUUGAAUUCGAAUCUAACUAAAACAUGUAAGUAAUAUGAUGUAAUUUAAGUCACAAACUUGUGUAUAUUAUCUACCUGUAUUGGUACUAGAUAUAUGUAUAAACAUUGCUGUAUUAAAAAGUAGUUUAAAUACAAGUGUAAUAUACAAUACAAUACAUG
Molecule: messenger RNA, 2053 nt
Organism: Plutella xylostella (diamondback moth)
Lineage: Eukaryota; Metazoa; Arthropoda; Insecta; Lepidoptera; Plutellidae
Source: RefSeq, a predicted model, not a curated record